Messenger RNA from Dacryopinax primogenitus, 1655 nucleotides. Its product is annotated as aldehyde dehydrogenase. Gene Ontology annotation, molecular function: aldehyde dehydrogenase (NAD+) activity. Gene Ontology annotation, cellular component: cytoplasm. Bases 31 to 1521 code for a protein of 496 amino acids. Gene Ontology annotation, biological process: aldehyde metabolic process. The transcript has 7 exons. Lineage: Eukaryota; Fungi; Basidiomycota; Dacrymycetes; Dacrymycetales; Dacrymycetaceae. The record is from RefSeq and is a predicted model, not a curated record.
AUUCGCAUCAACUUCUUCGCUAGACUUCUAAUGGCUUCUGCUGGUACUAACGGCACCAAUGGUGUCAGCGGGCAUGCCCCGCUGCCCGCGUACAAGGAGACGCCCAUUGACGAGAUCCCCCAGAUUCAUGCCGAUCUUGUCAAGUCAUUCCGGACAGCGAUCAUGUGGCCGCUCGCGAAGCGCAAGGAACAGCUUGCCGCGAUGGCCAACAUGAUGAAGGAAAAUGCGGACGCAUGGUCCAGAGCGAUCUAUGCCGAUCUGGGGAAACCCGAACUUCAGGCUCAAUUAUUCGAGAUUGCCAUCUCUAACCAGGCCGUCAAUGCCAUUCACGAGCUCGAAGAGUGGACCGCACCGAUCAAGCCUGACGUGCAUGAACGUCACUCGGAAUGGCAGCCCACAGUAUACAAAAUCCCAUUCGGCGUGGUGCUGAUCAUUUCGCCCUGGAACUACCCCCUCACCUUGACGAUGCAGCCGCUCGUCGCUGCUCUUGCUGCCGGCAACUGUGUGGUGCUCAAACCAUCCGAGUUGGCGCCAAAUGUAAGCGCACUCAUGGCUGAGCUAGUACCCAAGUACUUCGAUCCACGUGUCGUUCGUCUCGUAAAUGGUGGCGUGAAGGAGACGACGCGCCUGCUGGAGCUCAAAUGGGACCGGAUCUUCUACACUGGAAACGGCACCGUCGGGCGUAUCAUCGCACAGGCGGCCGCAAAACAUCUCACACCUGUCACACUCGAGCUCGGGGGCAAGUCCCCAGUGGUCAUCGAUCCCGAAGGGCUUGAUUUCACUCUAGUAGCCAAGCGGAUCCUACACGGCAAACUCGCGAAUGCCGGGCAGACGUGUGUUGCGCCCGACUACAUCCUCUGUCCUGAGGCGUCGCAAAAGCCGCUGAUGCAAGCGAUGACGGCCGCGAUGAGCGAGUUCUUUGAGGAGACAGGGGGCAAGGCGCUCAACAACCGGCAUUAUGGGAGAAUCGUGAAUAAGCGUCAUUUCAAACGCAUAAAGAACCUUGUCGAUAAGAGCAAGGGUGAAGUCGUAUUUGGUGAGAAGCAAACGGAUCCCGAACGAUAUGCUAUGGAACCGCUUGUCAUCAAGACGACUGGUGAUGACGAUCUCAUGGGAGAGGAGAUCUUUGGUCCCGUGUUCCCGUUGAUCACGAUCAAGGAUGUGGAUGAUGCGAUCAACUUUAUUGAGGACCGCGACCAUCCUCUCAGUCUGUAUGUCUUCACCAAGAGCGAGGAGACGAAGCAGAAAUUCGUUUCUCGGACACGAUCUGGCGGCAUCGUCUUCAACGAUACCAUGGAACAGCUGGCUGUGGGUCUUCCCUUCGGUGGCAUAGGCGAGUCCGGGAUGGGCUACACCGUCGGCCGCGCCGGUUUCGAGUCGAUGAUGCACCUGCGUGCCAGCGUUGACAUCCCAUACGAGCACGAGGAGGCAGUCUCCCUCCGUUAUCCCCCAUAUACGCAGGAGAAGGUUGACAUUGCGAGGAUGAUCGCCCAGCCCCAUGUUCCGGAAGUAGCUCUCUAGGGGGUAGUCUUCAUGAUUGUAUUCGGGCAAGCGGUAUCCACGGCGUGUGUGAUGGUCCAGAAGGGUGGAUGUAUGCGAAUCGACUAUCUCCUUAUCUAGAGCAGGUGUACUUGUCGGUGUCUUUAGCAACAAUG